Molecule: messenger RNA, 3025 nt
Organism: Suncus etruscus (white-toothed pygmy shrew)
Lineage: Eukaryota; Metazoa; Chordata; Mammalia; Eulipotyphla; Soricidae
Gene: PAN3
Product: poly(A) specific ribonuclease subunit PAN3
Exons: 19
Coding region: 1-2637 (878 amino acids)
Biological process (GO): mRNA processing; nuclear-transcribed mRNA poly(A) tail shortening; protein phosphorylation
Cellular component (GO): P-body; PAN complex
Molecular function (GO): ATP binding; poly(A) binding; metal ion binding
Source: RefSeq, a predicted model, not a curated record
AUGAACAGUGGCGGCGGCCUCCCGCCCCCUCCGGCCGCCGCCUCCACCCCGUGCCCGCCGUCGGCGGCGUCGCUGGCGGCGGCCGUGGCCGCGGGGGCCCCGCCGGGGGCGGUGGGCGCGGGGGUGGCCGGCGCGCCGGCGGCGGGCGUGAAGCUCAAGUUCUGCCGCUACUACGCCAAGGACAAGACGUGCUUCUACGGCGAGGAGUGCCAGUUCCUGCACGACGACCCGGGCCUCGGCCUCCCCGGCAACAGCGUCCCCCUGGCGCUGGCCGUGGCGCCCGCCGGCGGGGCCGGGCCGCCCCCUCCGCCAGCCAAGAAGCCCGAGCCCCUGGGCGUCCCCGCAGCGGCGGCGGCCGGCGGCGGCGGCGGCGCCGGGAUCCUGGAGGGCCCGCGGCUGGCGAUUCCUGGAAUAGAUGGAGGUGCUUUAAGUGAUACAAGUCUCACAGAUUCCUAUUUUAGUACCAGCUUUAUUGGAGUCAAUGGAUUUGGAAGCCCUGUAGAAUCAAAGUAUCCCCUGAUACAGAGAAUGACUAAUAGUAACAGCUCCCCAAGUCUUCUAAAUGAUAGUGCCAAACCAUAUGCAGGCCAUGAUUCUCUAACUUCACCUGCUUCAUCCUUGUUUAAUGACUUUGGUGCCCUCAACAUCUCUCAGAGAAGAAAGCCAAGGAAGUAUCGCCUGGGGAUCCUGGAGGAGAGGCUAGUUCCGAUGGGAUCAAAGGCACGAAAAGCAAAGAACCCUAUUGGCUGCCUUGCCGACAGGUGUAAAUCAGGAGUACCCAACAGUAUGGUUUGGUGGAACAGAGUCACUGAAAACAAUUUACAGACACCAAAUCCUACUGCAAGCGAGUUUAUUCCUAAAGGAGGAUCAACCUCCAGGCUGAGUAACGUGUCCCAGUCAAAUAUGUCUGCUUUCUCUCAAGUUUUCUGUCACCCAUCAAUGGGAAGUCCUGCUACCGCUGGAUUAGCUCCAGGAAUGUCAUUGUCUGCUGGAUCUUCCCCUCUUCAUUCUCCCAAGAUCACUCCACAUACUUCCCCUGCUCCUAGAAGAAGAAGUCACACUCCGAAUCCAGCAAAUUACAUGGUGCCUUCUAGUGCCUCUACACCGGUUAACAAUCCUGUUUCUCAGACUCCAUCUUCUGGUCAUGUGAUCCAGAAGGAAACUGUUGGUGGGACAACUUACUUUUAUACUGACACAACUCCAGCACCUUUGACUGGAAUGGUAUUUCCAAAUUACCAUAUUUAUCCUCCAACUGCACCUCAUAUUGCUUACAUGCAACCAAAAGCAAAUGCUCCUUCCUUCUUCAUGGCUGAUGAACUCAGACAGGAGCUGAUCAACAGACAUUUAAUAACAAUGGCUCAAAUUGAUCAAGCAGAUAUGCCAGCAGUUCCUGCAGAAGUUGACAGCUACCAUAGCCUGUUCCCUCUAGAACCACUGCCACCUCCUAACCGGAUACAGAAAUCAAGUAAUUUUGGAUAUAUUACAUCUUGCUACAAAGCUGUAAAUAGCAAAGAUGAUCUGCCAUAUUGCCUUCGGAGGAUACAUGGUUUUCGUCUUGUUAACACAAAGUGCAUGGUAUUAGUUGAUAUGUGGAAAAAAAUUCAGCACUCAAACAUUGUAACCUUGCGUGAAGUAUUUACCACUAAAGCAUUUGCAGAGCCUUCUCUUGUGUUUGCAUAUGAUUUCCAUGCUGGAGGAGAAACCAUGAUGAGCAGACACUUUAAUGACCCUAAUGCUGAUGCUUAUUUCACAAAGAGAAAGUGGGGCCAACAUGAUGGACCAUUGCCCAGACAACAUGCUGGAUUAUUGCCAGAAUCUCUCAUUUGGGCUUAUAUUGUCCAGCUGAGUUCUGCUUUGCGGACUAUUCAUACAGCUGGUUUGGCAUGUCGAGUUAUGGACCCAACAAAGAUUCUGAUAACUGGUAAAACGAGGUUACGAGUAAAUUGUGUUGGAGUUUUUGAUGUUUUAACAUUUGAUAACAGUCAAAAUAAUAAUCCAUUGGCGAUAAUGGCUCAGUACCAGCAAGCAGAUCUGAUAUCAUUAGGAAAAGUUGUCUUGGCUUUGGCUUGCAACUCUUUGGCAGGAAUUCAGCGAGAAAAUUUACAGAAAGUCAUGGAACUGGUGACAAUCAACUAUUCCUCUGACCUGAAGAACCUGAUUCUGUAUUUAUUGACGGACCAAAACAGGAUGCGGAGUGUAAAUGACAUCAUGCCUAUGAUUGGUGCUCGAUUUUAUACUCAAUUGGAUGCUGCUCAAAUGAGAAAUGAUGUUAUAGAGGAAGAUCUUUCAAAGGAAGUUCAAAAUGGAAGACUGUUUAGGCUUCUAGCAAAAUUGGGAACAAUCAAUGAGAGGCCGGAGUUUCAGAAGGACCCUACCUGGUCAGAGACUGGAGACCGUUAUCUGUUGAAACUCUUUAGAGACCAUCUUUUUCAUCAGGUGACUGAAGCAGGUGCUCCUUGGAUUGACCUCAGUCAUAUCAUUUCUUGUCUUAACAAGUUAGAUGCUGGUGUGCCAGAAAAAAUAAGCCUCAUAUCCAGAGAUGAGAAGAGUGUACUUGUGGUGACUUACAGUGACUUAAAGCGCUGCUUUGAAAAUACUUUUCAAGAACUGAUUGCAGCUGCAAAUGGUCAGUUGUAGCAUUUGCUUUUUUAAAAAGAAGAAAAAAGGAAGAAGCACGCUAGACUUGGCUGAGGAAGUUAACCAAUAGAAAAUUGCACUACAGCUAAACUGUUUCCAUCAUCUCAUUUCACAUUUGGGAAACAAACAGGAGAUGAGCAAAGCUGCUUGCACUUCAGUCAGGUUCACUGUUACUUGAAAGGAAGAAUGUUCCACUUUUCCUGUAGCUUGGUGGCUGCCAUUGGGGACGGAUCUGUGAAGCAUUUACUUUAGGUUAAGGAGCAACAUUAGAUGACGAUGUUCCAGCUUUUGUUUUUUCCACUUGUAUAUGCACUAAUUUUAAUUUUUUUAAGACUUGUUUUUCUGGUCUUUGAACUUCACAUUGUAUACUUAUUAAGGGGAACUCUUU